Messenger RNA from Pyrenophora tritici-repentis Pt-1C-BFP, 360 nucleotides. RefSeq lists its product as uncharacterized. The record is from RefSeq and is a predicted model, not a curated record. Lineage: Eukaryota; Fungi; Ascomycota; Dothideomycetes; Pleosporales; Pleosporaceae.
AUGUCAGUAACCACGACCGCCAACCCCGCCACCUACAACCUGCAAAGCGUACUUGCAGAAUACGAUUUACAUCACACGGAAGAAACCCACGACCCAAGUCUCAACGCGCAUCCCAACCCAAACUCAUCCGCCCAAAACCCAAGUCACUGGCCCACCGACCAUCGUCGCGUUCCGGCAUACAGACCCAUUAAUACUGCGCUGGACCAGGGCCAACGCAGAGUUUACCUCAACACUGGCGAGCAAGUCUUUGUCGGCAUCAUGUUUACGGGUGUAUUUCUCGAAUCGGCUGUAUCGAAGAUAUGGAGGGCGUCGCUGGGUAGGGUGUGGAAUGCUGGGUAUAAGAUUGGCGGGGAGUGGUGA